Molecule: messenger RNA, 3744 nt
Organism: Alternaria postmessia
Lineage: Eukaryota; Fungi; Ascomycota; Dothideomycetes; Pleosporales; Pleosporaceae
Exons: 3
Coding region: 1-3744 (1247 amino acids)
Biological process (GO): mRNA splicing, via spliceosome
Cellular component (GO): nucleus; U2 snRNP
Molecular function (GO): protein binding; U2 snRNA binding
Source: RefSeq, a predicted model, not a curated record
AUGACGAGCUUCUCUUCCAUGUCCCUGUACGCCUUGACGGUGAAGCAGCCGACAGCGACACAGGACGCCAUUUCCGGCGACUUUCUUGGAAACGGCAAGCAGCAGAUUCUCACAGCGAGCGGCUCACGACUGGCUAUCCUCGAGGUCUCGCGGCGACAGAAGGGCUUCCAAGAGCUGUACUCGCAGGAUGUGUUUGGCAUCAUUCGUCGUAUAGCCAAGUUCAGGAUCGCAGGCGGCACCAAAGACCAUAUUGUCAUAACCACCGACUCCGGACGGUUAGUCACAUAUGAGUACAUGCCAGAUGAGCAUACCUUCAAGACCGUUCACUUCGAGACGUUCGGCAAGUCUGGAAUACGACGCGUAGUGCCGGGCGAGUAUCUAGCAGCCGACCCGAAAGGGCGCGCUAUCAUGAUCGCCUCGACGGAGAAGAACAAGCUUGUCUACAUUCUUACCCGAAGUGGCCAGACGGAUAUUGCCAUCUCCUCACCGCUAGAGGCACACAAGCCACAGACGUUGGUGUACUGCCUUAUUGGACUUGAUGUUGGAUAUGACAAUCCCAUGUUCGCUACAUUGGAGGUAGACUACUCCAACUCGGAGACUGACCCUACUGGUGAAGCCUACGAAGAGAUCAAGAAGGAGUUGGUAUACUACGAGCUGGACCUUGGUCUUAACCAUAUCGUCCGGAAGUGGUCGGAGCCAGUUGAUCGUACCGCCAAUACCCUCUUCCGGGUACCUGGAGGACCAAACGCUCCGAGCGGUGUUCUAUGCUGUGGAGAGGAUAGCAUCACAUACCGCCGCAUCUUCAACAACAAGUCAAGUGUGCACCGACUGGCCAUUCCACGCCGCGAAGGAGCCACUGAAGACCCAAAUCGCAAGCGCAUGAUCGUUGCUGGUACUCUAUACUCUCUCAAAGGCGGUGAUUUCUUCUACCUCCUACAAACAGAGGACGGUGAUGUCUUCAAGCUUACUGUAGAAGCCACCAGCGGUACCGUCGACAAGAUCAAGAUCAAAUACUUUGAUACCAUCCCCGUCGCGACGAGCAUUUGCAUUCUGAGGGCAGGCUUCGUGUACGCUGCCUGCGAAUCUGGAGACCGCAUCUUGUAUGAACUGGAGUCUUUGGGAGACGAGACGGAAGAUCCUGUUUUCGAGAGCGAUCAAUUCCCUGUCGACCCUGAGACCUCUUUCGCACCUCCCUUCUUCAAGCCUCGGGCGCUUGUCAACCUCACUGCAGUUGAGACGAUGCCCAGUCUCAAUCCGAUUAUGGGCAUGGAAGUUGCCAACCCUGCGCUGGAGGACGCGCCCCAAGUUUACACGAUCAACGGUGCCGGUGGCCGGAGUUCAUUCCGCACCACCAGGAACGCGCUGGAGGUUCUGGAUCUUAUUGAGUCGCCGUUGCCGCAGAACGCUUCCGACGUCUGGACUACGAAGCUGACCAGCGAAGACGAAACUGAUACACUUAUUGUCAUGUGUCUUCACAGCAGAACGCUCGUUCUCAAAAUUGGCGACGAUGUCGAGGAAGCUGCGAAUACCGGCUUUCUUCCAGACACCAACACGCUUGGUGUGCAACAGUUCGGUGAAGACUGUAUCAUCCAGAUCCAUCCUAAGGGUAUUCGUCACAUCCAGGGCAUCCAGUUCCCUAAUGACGAUGCAAGUGCGACGCACGCUAGUCUGACUGACUGGCAACCCCCAGCGCAUCGCACUAUCGUAGCUUGUGCCACGAACAACCGACAAGUUGCUAUAGCGCUAAGUUCCGGCCAAAUCCUGUACUUUGAAUGCGACGCAGAUGGAUCGCUUGCCAUGGCUGAGGAGGAGAUUGCUUUAGACAGCACUAUCAACUGUCUUGCAAUGCCUGAUGUACCUGAGGGUAGUGUGCGAGCUUUCUUCUUGGCUGUCGGGUGCAGCGACCAGACUGUCAGGAUUUUCAACUUGAGUCCUGACAUGGAAGGAAACAUCCUGCGAAGUAUCUCUGUCCAGGCCCUCACCUCACCGCCUAGUGACUUGACCAUCAACCUCAUGACGGACAAGUCUCCUCGUGGAUACAGCCAGUUCUUGCACAUCGGUCUACGAAGUGGUGUAUACAUCAGAUCGGUACUAGAUGAGAUGACUGGCGACAUUGGCGACACUCGGAGACGCUUCCUUGGGCCAGAGCCUAUCAAGUUUGCGAAGGUGACUGUUGCCCGCGAACCUGCUAUUAUUGCAAUGACCUCAAGGCCAUGGCUAGGUUACACUCAUCCUCGUACCGGAGUGUUGCAGCUGACACCGCUGAACUACAUUCCAUUCAAGUCCGCGUGGAACUUUGAUGGUUCCCAAUUCAAGGGAAUCAUCUGCGUCAGCGGCAACGAGCUACGAAUCUUCACCUUCAAUGACCUAACGGACAAUACGACUUACGAGAACAUACCACUCAAGUACACCCCAAGGAAGAUGGUCGGAUGGCACGACCAGGGUGUGUUCUACGUAAUCGAGAGCGACAACAACACUAUAAGUGCCGACAGACGCCAACAGCUUAUCGCACACGCCGGUGUCAAGAAGGAGGAUGAUGGCACCAACGGCUCGAUGGAAGUCGAGAACGCCAACGGUGGUGCAACGAAUGGCACCGACGAUAGCGACGAGCUUCCAGCAGUUGACUUUGGUUACCCAAGAGCUCAGGGCAGCUGGGCUUCUUGUAUCCAAGUUGUCGAUCCUGUGAGCGAAAAGACUGUCACCCACACCGUAGAGCUCAAUGGCAACCAGUCACUUGUCAGCGCCGCCUUGGUGUUCUUCGAGAGCCGUGGUGAGGAAGCAUUCUUGGUUGUUGGCACUGCCAAAGACUUGAGCUUCACUCCUUUCAAAUACACAUCUGCUUCUAUCCAGGUGUACAAGAUCAACCCCACCGGUCGUGAGCUGGAGUUCUUCCACGAGACUGAGGUCAGCGACCCGCCUCUAGCGCUACUUGCAUUCAAAGGAAAGCUCAUUGCUGGUGUCGGUCGCCAUCUGUGUCUCUACGACUGCGGUAUGAAGUCUGUCCUACGCAAGGCUCAGGCACCGAACUGUGUACCAACGCGCAUCACCGACCUCAAGACGCAAGGCAGCCGACUGGUUGUUUCCGAUCAGGCGCAGUCAGUAACGUAUGUCGUACACAAAGAUCAGGUCCACCCCAAUCGCCUGAUUCCCUUCGUCGAUGACACUAUUGCCCGCCACACCUCCGCAUCAGAGAUGCUGGACUACGACACCACAGUUGGUGGUGACAAGUUCGGCAACAUCUGGCUUGUGCGCUGCCCACAGAAGGUCUCCGAGUCUUCUGACGAGUCGCCUGAUGGUUCCGAUCUCCUAGUAGAUAAGGGCUACUUGGGUGGUACGCCGAACCGCCUCGACCUUAUCGCACACUACUUUACGAACGACAUUCCCGUCUCCAUUCAGAAGACUGUCCUACUAUCAGGUGGUGAACGCAUCAUCUUCUGGGCUGGUCUCCAGGGUACUCUUGGUGCACUUAUCCCCUUCAACUCCCGCCGACAGCACAAGAUGUUCCAACAACUGGAGCUACAACUUCGGUCAGACGACAAGCCACUGUCGGGUCGCGAUCAUCUCGCCUUCCGCAGCUACUUCGCGCCGGUCAAGAGCGUGAUCGAUGGUGAUCUCAUUGAGCGCUUCUUGGUACUGUCGCGCGACAAACGAGAGAGCAUCGCUGGCCAGAUGACAGGUGCAGAAUGGACACCCAGUAUGAUUGAUGAGGCGAUUUGGAACAUGAGAGGUCUUUAUGCUUUUUAG